Messenger RNA from Macrosiphum euphorbiae (potato aphid), 2715 nucleotides. The record is from the annotation of a GenBank genome assembly. Lineage: Eukaryota; Metazoa; Arthropoda; Insecta; Hemiptera; Aphididae.
AUGUCUUCAAUUAAAAAAAGACCAGGAGGAGCUGAAAUUAAAAGAAAAGCUGUUGCAAAGGCAAAGAAAUGGGAAGAAAUAAGUAAGAAAAUUCCAAAAUUGGGAACAUAUUUCUCUAUGAAUACAAAUGUUGAGUCACUGAUAACUAAUGCCCAAACAGCAGUAAUAUGUCCUAAUGAAGUAACAUCUUUUGAAAACAAUCUACCUAAUGUUAUUGCAAAUAAUAAUCAUGAAAAUACAAAUUUUGAGUCAUUGAUAACUAAUGCCAAAACAGCAGUAAUAUGUCCUAAUGAAGUAUCUUAUUCUGUGAAAAAUCCACCAGAUGCUAUUGAUCAAAAUGAUAAAAAUACAACUAUUGAAAAAACCAAUAAUAAAGAUUUUACAAGCAAUUCACAUACCAUUGAAAUAUUUGAAACAUGUACAGUGGGCGUAGGCCCUAUUUGCUUACUAGCGAAUGAACAAAAUAACGUUUCUGAAUCCGUUGAAACUGAAAUUCCAGAUAUUGAUCCGGCACUAUGGAAAAUCAACUCCACAAGUAUUAAUUAUUUAUUAUUAAAUCCGCCGAAGCAAAAUUUGAAAUUAAUACAUUUAAAAAAAACUAAAAGAGUUAUUGGUAAAUAUGUGAGGUACCUUCCAUUAAAUAUAUUCUAUAGAAAAAUGCAAAAUGGAGAAACUCGUUUUAGGGAUUGGAUUUUAUAUUCACAAUCAAAAUAUUCUUUAUUUUGUUUUCAAUGUUUAUUGUUUGGUAAUAAAAAAACAUUGUUUGAAAAUCAAGUUAAAGGUUUCACUGAUUGGAAAAAAUGUUAUGAUAAAAUUAGUGAGCAUGAGAAGAGUUUGACACACGCACAGUCAGUAAAAUCAUGGCAUUUGAGGAUGAUAAAUUCUGGUCAAUGUGGAAUAGAUAAGGAAAUGAAAAAGGAAACACUUAAUAAUUUGUCAUAUUGGAAAAAUGUUUUGCAUAGAGUUGUGGAAACUUUGAAAUUUUUAACUUCUAGAGGAUUAGCUUUAAGAGGACAAAAUGAACAUUUUGGCUCUGAACAAAAUGGAAAUUACCUUGGAUGUUUAGAACUUAUCGCUAAAUUUGAUCCUUUUAUUUCUGAACACAUAAAAAAAUAUGGAAAUAAAGGACAUGGUAAUGUUUCUUUCUUAUCUUCAACUAUAUGCGAUGAAUUUAUUAUUCUUAUGUGUAAAACUGUUUUUGAUGAAAUAACUAAACAAGUAAAAAAUAGAAAAUACUUUUCACUCAUUAUUGACUCAACUCCAGAUAUUUCAAAAACUGACCAAUUAACAAUUGCUUUACGAUAUGUCAUGUUUGAUGGAACACCAGUUGAGCGGUUCAUUGGAUUGCUUCCUUCAGUUGGGCACAAAGGAAAAGAUAUGAAAAAAGCAGUAGUUGAAAAGUUAUCAAACAUGAAUAUAGACAUAAAAAACUGUCGUGGUCAAGCAUAUGAUAAUGCUUCAAAUAUGUCUGGCAUGUAUAAUGGUUUGCAAUCACAAAUUAAACAAUAUUCUUCUAAUGCUGAGUUUAUCCCUUGUUCAGCUCAUUCUCUGAACUUGGUCGGGUCAAAUGCAGCAGAAUGUACUCCUGAAGGAACAAAUUUUAUUUUUACUGCUCAAAUGAUAUAUAAUUUUUUUGCAUUAUCUACAUAUAGAUGGGAACUUUUAUGUAAUUUAUAUAAAGAUAAUACAAAUUGUACACAACCAACUCAUCUUAAAAAAUUAUGUACUACACGGUGGUCUUCCAGGUACGACGUAUGCAUAGCUCUUUUACGUGGAUAUGACAAGAUAAAGGAUGCUUUAGUAACUAUUUUAAAUGAUGAUUUACAGAAAAAAGAAACAAAACAUGAAGCAUUGUCAAUUUUAAAGAAAAUAUCCACUUUAGAAUUUGCUUUUAUGAUCUGUAUGUGGACUCCUAUUCUUAAACGUUUUAAUGCUACCAGUCUUACAUUACAAUCUGUAUCAAUAGAUUUAUCUACUGUUGUAAAACUAUACGAAUCAUUAGAAUCGUAUGUAAAAGAAGUUAGAAAUAAUUUUAAUCAGUAUUUAUUAGAAUCACAGCAGUUGUGUGGAAAAGUGGAUUUUUCAACAAAAUCUUCCAGAACUAAAAAACGGGUUUUAUUUGCAAAUGAAACUAAAUCAAAAGGAGUUGUUCAUGAAGGAUCUGAAAAAAUGAAAAACGAAGUGUUUCUAGUUAUCUUGGACUAUUUAAUUGCUGAUUUAAAUAGAAGAAAAAAAUCUUAUUCUAAUAUCAACAAUAACUUUGGAUUUUUUCUAAAUUUAGAGAAAGAAAACACAGAAAAUAUUAAAAUCCACGCAGAAAAACUUAUUGAUAUUUAUCCUGAUGAUAUUGAAAACGAUUUCAUAGAAGAAGUAAUACAAUUUAAAGAUAUAAUUUGUAACUUUUCUGCUGAAAACAAGUCAUCUGUAAUUAACAUGUUAAAAGCUCUCAUACAAUCUCAGCUUUCUUCAACAUUCCCAAAUGUUGAAAUAGCUCUAAGAAUUUUUUGCUCUCUUCCAUGCUCAAAUGUCACUGGAGAACGUUCUUUCUCAGUUCUGAAAAGAGUGAAAAAUUAUCUUAGAUCAUCGUUAUCUAAUGAAAAACUUUCGGCUCUAUCCAUAUUGAGUAUAGAGAAUACAAUAUUAAAACAAAUAGAAUGGGAACAAAUAAUUCAUAAAUUUGCUUCGGGAAAAGUUACCAGAAAAAAAUUAAUCUAA